AUGGCUUUUCUAACUCGAACAUCCUCGCGAUUUUCUCACCUAGCUUCACCACAACGUGUAGCUUCUCUCCACACAACCCUACCUUCGCUAUCUACAACCUCACCUACGCCUUAUGCUCCACCGCCUCCCCCGUCGGCUUCCUCUCCCGCCGGCCUCUCAAAAUCGGGGGAGUACGUGAUCUCAAAGGUUGACGAUCUCUUGAAUUGGGCGCGUCGUGGUUCCCUCUGGCCUAUGACCUUUGGGCUCGCUUGUUGUGCUGUUGAAAUGAUGCAUACCGGUGCCGCUCGUUACGAUCUGGAUCGAUUUGGGAUUAUUUUCAGACCUAGCCCUCGCCAAUCUGAUUGUAUGAUUGUUGCUGGUACUCUUACCAACAAAAUGGCACCCGCUCUUCGCAAGGUUUAUGAUCAAAUGCCGGAGCCUAGAUGGGUUAUCUCCAUGGGAAGUUGUGCUAAUGGAGGAGGAUACUACCACUACUCUUACUCUGUUGUCCGGGGAUGUGACAGGAUAGUUCCCGUUGAUAUUUAUGUUCCAGGCUGCCCUCCAACUGCCGAGGCUUUACUGUAUGGACUCCUCCAACUGCAGAAGAAGAUCAAUAGGCGCAAGGACUUCCUCCAUUGGUGGUCACAGUGA
Messenger RNA from Lathyrus sativus (Indian pea), 630 nucleotides. Lineage: Eukaryota; Viridiplantae; Streptophyta; Magnoliopsida; Fabales; Fabaceae. The record is from the annotation of a GenBank genome assembly.